Molecule: messenger RNA, 1535 nt
Organism: Nymphaea colorata (pocket water lily)
Lineage: Eukaryota; Viridiplantae; Streptophyta; Magnoliopsida; Nymphaeales; Nymphaeaceae
Exons: 7
Coding region: 400-741 (113 amino acids)
Source: RefSeq, a predicted model, not a curated record
AACAUCGACAUCGCCCUCUCACUCUCCUGAUCCCCUUUGGUUCUACAUAUUGUACAAGGACCUUGCCAGGACGACGACGUUACUUCUCUGCCCUUCCCUCAAGACAAGCUGCUGGACUUGAAAUAGCACGGGAGAGACGAAAACCUACUACGAUGACAAUGCUUUCUUCCUCCCCGUUCUUGGGUAGCCCUUAUCAUCCAACGUCUAUUAUGUUGUUAAAGCAGACAGCCGAAGAACAAAAGGAUAGGAUGAUGAAAAGAGAGCUCUAAACUGAAAUGUGUUUAUUUCCCAUGUGGGUUGUCUGGCAGAUGAGCUUCGGGUGCUGAGAGUUCUGAAACCUGCAAAUGUGUUUAUCCCGCCUUGGUCUGUUGGGUUAUAUCAAGUUCACUGGCCAGGGAUAUGGGGAAACAAAGGUGUCCGUAUUUACAAGAUAAAGGAGAUGGAUCUCUUCUCAAUGAAGAUGACUAUGGGUUCUGGAAGGCCAGGGGACCCACAUACUAUGUUUCCUUUUCACUCUAUGAUGCCCUCUUGACAGAUACUGGUGGUGGAAACUCCCUCAAUGUGCAAGGGACUGUCCAAGAUCUGAAUGUAGUAGGUGCCGCGGGCUGCUUCCUGGAGGGUAUUCCUGUUUUUGCAAUUGGUGUUGGGCUCACUACAUGUGAUAAAGCAUGUGGAUCACGUGAGCUUAUGGCGGUAAUCCAGUUUGUAUCUUCCUUUGCUAGACUUGCACGUGAUACAUGAUAGGUAAAGGCUUUCAAUGAUCUUAUGCAGGUUAUUCUUUUCAUUAUUAAGUUUCCACUUCUUUGUGCUAUAGUAAAUAAGAUGUUCUGCUGAGUUGUUUUGAUAUCUGCAACAACAGACUUUAGUACUUACCUGACCAAAGAAGUCUUGUGAUAUCCAUCUUUUGUUAUGAAAUCAUCAUAGCAUAUCAUUUUCAAUUUCAACAGAGGUUGAUGUGGUUGGUAUGAAGAACAUCAAUGCAAAGGAUUUCUUAACUAUUUCACAUGUUCUAUAUUAGUCCUGAAAGGCAUUUAUCCUUCUUUGCCCAAGAAAACCAAGGGUUUUAAAAUCUUUGGAAUCUGGAUUGCUCCUGGGGCUGUCUUAGAAGACUUGUAGUCAGUUCUUGCUUGCUGCAUUGCUGUUUGUAGUCAGUCAUAUUGGACUAGCCAGUUUGGGGUGCUGAAGAAUUGAAAAGGUCGAGGGGAGUCAAGCUGGAAGCACAUAGCAACUGUGUAUAUAGCAUCCUAUAAAUUUUAUACUUGCUGAAGGAUCUUAAGCUGGACUUUCAACUGCUGUGAGCAGAAAGAUGGUUCCCAGAUUUGAUGAUGAUUUGUGAUGUUGGAGCUGCAAGUUGUACAAGGAACUCUUUGAACUUUGAGAGAUGAAUCUUGUGGCACUAGGCGAACCAGUGCAGAAACUUGCUGGUCAUUUUGAUGUUUUUUUUUUGUCAUUAAAAUGUAUACAUAAGCAUGCAAGAGAAUCAAAUUUGGCUGUUCAGACUUAUGAAAGAAAGAGACCUGGUUACUUAAAGCUGC